Messenger RNA from Ooceraea biroi (clonal raider ant), 1957 nucleotides. RefSeq names its product Ammonium transporter (gene Amt). Gene Ontology annotation, molecular function: ammonium channel activity. The record is from RefSeq and is a predicted model, not a curated record. Gene Ontology annotation, cellular component: plasma membrane. Gene Ontology annotation, biological process: ammonium homeostasis; ammonium transmembrane transport. Lineage: Eukaryota; Metazoa; Arthropoda; Insecta; Hymenoptera; Formicidae.
AUGGAAGUGGCGAAUUAUGAAAAAAAUUAUACAAAUGUUACAGCUGUUAAUAGAUAUAUCAGUUCGUUAUACAAUAUCAGCCAGGAGGACAGUAACUGGAUUGUCACGAGUUCCUUUAUGAUUCUGACAAUGCAAACAGGUUUCGGAAUGUUAGAGUCCGGCUGCGUGUCUCUAAAAAACGAGGUCAAUAUCAUGAUGAAGAACGUGGUCGAUAUAGUCCUCGGUGGUCUGACUUACUGGAUCUUUGGAUUCGGAUUUAGCUUUGGCAUGUACGAGCCCAACAAUCCGCUAAUUGGCAUCGGUGGUCUACUCUUGGAUCCACCCAUCGACGAUGAGUACAUGGGCUCCAUUUGCGCUGCGUUCUUGUUUCAAUUGAGCUUCGCCACCACCUCCACGACCAUCGUCAGCGGUGCUAUGGCUGAGCGAUGUAACUUCAAGGCGUAUUGCCUCUUUUCGUUUCUCAACACGAUCGUGUACUGCCUGCCAGCCGGAUGGGUAUGGGGCGACCACGGCUUCCUGAACCGCAUGGGAGUCGUCGAUAUCGCCGGCUCGGGACCAGUGCAUCUGGUUGGCGGUGUUUCAGCGCUCGCUUGCGCGAUCAUGCUUGGUCCCAGAGUAGGCAGAUACGACAACGGCAUCGACCCCUUACCGCUGGGAUGUCCCGUCAACGCGAUUAUGGGAUUAUUUGUAUUAUGGUGGGGCUGGCUAGCGUUCAACAGCGGCAGUACUUAUGGAGUAACCGGCGAUCGGUGGAAGUACGCCGCUCGAGCGGCAGUUUCGACAAUGAUGGGCAGCAUGGGAGGCGGUUUGGUCGGUCUAGGGUUCAGCUUGACUAAUCCGAAUGGCAUUGAUAUCCUUAGCCAGAUAAAUGGUAUCCUGGGCGCACUGGUGGCUAUUACCGGUGGAUGUUUUCUAUAUUCAGCCUGGGAAGCGAUGGUAAUUGGCAUGAUAGGUGGUUUUAUUACGUGUAUCUCGAUGCCAGCGUUAGAUAAAAUUCGCAUAGACGAUCCUGUUGGAGCCGCUGCCACUCAUGGUGCGAGUGGUAUUUGGGGAGUAGUCGCCAUAGGCUUAUUCGCUGACAAUCCAUAUCCUCUCGAUACUACCAGUGGAAGAAAGGGUUUGUUCAAAGGAGGAGGCUGGUAUCUGUUAGGAGUACAAAGCUUGUCUGCACUCUGUUUAUCAGCUUGGAGUUUCAUCAGCUCCAUCAUAUUAUUAUGGCUCAUAGACAAAGUAAUACCGAUUAGAAUGUCAGUCUACGAGGAAGUUCUCGGGGCGGAUCUGGUAGAGCAUAGGAUACGUCAUUCGCAGAUAGGUGUAAGUCGCGCUAUGUCGGCACUUCGCCCGUUUACCAUGGAGAAACAAUUAAAGGCCGUACAUCCCGUGGGCAUAAAUCCCGGUCACGAUUCUUAUCUUAUUCGGCAUAAGAGUAAAAAGUUGGAGAAUUUUUUGAAAUCCGAAAAACAGUCGUCGAAGAAAUUGGUGAAAAAAAAUUCUCAAAUUCAAACGAUAGCGGACUCCAAGGUGGCGGCGACGAAGCCAAAGUUUGCGUGGGUGGAUUAGAGAAAGGAGCAAGAAUCCAUAACGAGAUUUCUACUGAUAUGCUUCAAGUGUAAAUUUAUUACAAAUGUAUAAACAUAUGUACGUGCACGUUCGAAUUCUGUUGCAUUCUAAUACACUUGAACAACGUGUGCGCGCGAAAAACCACACAUUCCACAAUAAAUAUUUAAAUUUUUACCCAUACGCACACAUGUAUUAAAUAAAUAUUUAUCGCGCGCGCGCACACACACACGCGACGCAUUUACGGCAAAGAGAUAAAUAGAUCACAGACAAACUGAAUUUUAACACGAUAUAUCGUUAUAUACGUGUGGCACGGAUAUUAUGGAAUAAUUUUACUAAUUGUUCGUUACAUUCAGUAAGAUGCCUAUAUUAAUACUUGUGGAAAAUAAACUAUUUCCAU